AGCGAGACGCUGCUGCGAGGAGUCAUGGCUUCCCUUCUCCCUCCAAGAGCACCAUUUCUCAGAAACAACUUCCCAGUUUCCUGGAUUUCUUCCCCUAAACCUACUCCCCCGAACCAAGUUAGUCCAUUUCCGGAGCCACUGAGACGGAGCCGAGGAAGGUUCUGUGCGGUCAUUGGGGAUAGCCCGGAAGAAUUUUUAGUGAAAGGCCUUCCUCUGGAUGAGUCCAAUCCCCUGUUUCCAUAUCUACAGUAUGGGCUCGGUCAGCUUCAAAGAGCUGUUGGAGGAUUGCCAGAGAUAGAGAGAUGGGAAAUUUUGGUUUUUUCAGGCUUGAUCUGGAUCUACUUGACUGCAAGACCUGGUGUGCUCAUCGGCGCUGUCGAUACUUAUAUGCUUGCUCCAUUGCAGCUGGGUUUGGACAGCUUACUUGGGAGGAGGAAUCUGAAGAUGAGUGACUUCGUUGUCGGGGAGAGGCUGGGCGAAGGAUCGUUUGGGAUCGUUUACUCAGGAGCCAUUGUGCCUAAGAAUUUGGGUGUUGAAGAUAGGUUGGGGAAGAGAGGGAGGAGACUAGAGAUGGAUAAGAGAUUCAAGGAGAAGGUCAUUUUGAAAAAGGUUAAGGUUGGGACUGUAGGAGCUGAAGAAUGUGGUGAUUUUGAGGAGUGGUUCAACUACCGUGUCUCAAGAGCAGCUCCUGAAUCAUGUGCCAAGUUCCUUGGGAGUUUUAUUGCUGAUAAGACUUCUUCAAAAUUUACCAAAGGUGGCAAGUGGCUCGUAUGGAAAUUUGAGGGAGAGAGCACUCUGGCUGAUUACAUUAAUGAUCGGAACUUCCCAUUCAACUUAGAGUCCAUCAUGUUUGGGCGUGUCCUUCAAGGACUGGACUCAAUUAAAAGAAGUGCUCUGAUCAUUAAACAAAUCAUGCGACAGAUAAUAACCUCGCUAAGAAGGAUACACAAUACAGGAAUUGUUCAUCGAGACAUUAAACCAGCUAAUUUGGUGGUGACAAGGAAGGGACAGAUCAAGCUCAUAGACUUUGGGGCGGCCACAGACCUUCGCAUUGGCAAGAACUAUAUACCUGAUCGUGGAUUGCUCGAUCCAGACUACUGUCCCCCUGAAUUGUAUGUGCUUCCAGAGGAAACACCAAGGCCUCCCCCAGAACCUAUUGCAGCUAUUCUCUCUCCAAUUCUUUGGCAGCUCAACAGUCCAGAUCUAUUCGAUAUGUACUCAGCUGGAAUUGUACUGAUGCAAAUGGCAAUCCCCACCUUGAGAUCUACAGCAGGUCUUAAAAAUUUCAAUUCAGAACUGAAAGCAGUUGGUUAUGAUCUGAGCAAAUGGAGGGAAUAUACUCGUUUGAGGCCAGAUCUAAGCCUACUAGAUCUUGAUUCUCGUAGAGGGUGGGAUUUGGUAACAAAGCUAGUUUCAGAGAGAGGAUUUCUCAGAAGAGGUAGAUUGUCUGCAGAUGCUGCUCUCAGGCAUCCAUAUUUCUUGCUAGCUGGUGAUCAGGCAGCAGCUGUUCUUUCAAAAUUAAAUUUAACCAAAUAGUUUUUGCUCUCAUCAUGGCAGUGUACUAGUUACACCAGUUCUGCUUUAAUCUGCAUAUCUCUGUUCUUACUUUUGACUUUUUUCCUCCCACUUGAAAACCUACAACUCCUUAUGAAAUAUCAGCUAUAAAAAAAAGCAUCAGCUUA
Molecule: messenger RNA, 1682 nt
Organism: Phoenix dactylifera (date palm)
Lineage: Eukaryota; Viridiplantae; Streptophyta; Magnoliopsida; Arecales; Arecaceae
Gene: STN8
Product: Protein kinase superfamily protein
Biological process (GO): protein phosphorylation
Molecular function (GO): protein kinase activity; ATP binding
Source: RefSeq, a predicted model, not a curated record